Lingula anatina is the source of this 919-nucleotide messenger RNA. RefSeq names its product putative ATP-dependent RNA helicase DDX43. Gene Ontology annotation, molecular function: RNA binding; ATP binding; RNA helicase activity. NCBI's taxonomy places the organism in Eukaryota, Metazoa, Brachiopoda, Lingulata, Lingulida, Lingulidae. The record is from RefSeq and is a predicted model, not a curated record.
GAAGAUGAAUAAUAACAUCACUGUAGAAAACUAUAAUGAAAAUGCAGAUGUCAAGAUUCCAAAUCCAAUCAGGACAUUUGAGGAAGCCUUUAGUCACUAUCCUGAAAUAUUGGAUGAAAUAGAAAAGGCAGGAUUUGUGAAACCCUCUCCUAUCCAGUGUCAAGCUUGGCCCAUAGCUUUACAAGGAAUAGAUCUGAUAGGUAUAGCACAGACUGGCACAGGAAAAACCCUGGCUUUUUUACUACCAGCACUCAUCCACAUAGAUGGACAGUCAACCCCACGUGAAGAGAGAGGGGGAGCCAAUGUUUUAGUCUUAUCUCCCACCAGAGAAUUGGCAUUGCAGAUAGAAAGUGAGGUUAAGAAGUAUAAUUACAGAGGAAUCAAAUGCUGUUGCGUGUAUGGUGGCGGCAACAGAAGGGACCAGAUAGAAAUCGUCAGCAGUGGUGUAGAGAUUAUAAUUGCAACCCCUGGAAGACUUAAUGAUUUGAUUAUGAAUGGCAUCAUUGAUGUCAGAAGUGUCACUUACUUAGUUCUUGAUGAAGCAGACAGGAUGCUUGACAUGGGUUUUGAGCCACAGAUUAUGAAAAUUUUGCUUGAUAUCCGUCCAGACAGACAGACAAUUAUGACAAGUGCCACAUGGCCAGAGGGAGUGCGUCGCCUGGCCAACUCCUACCUGAAGGACCCAAUGUUGGUGUUUGUGGGAAGUCUAGAUCUGGCUGCUGUCCACAGUGUUACUCAAAAAGUAGAGAUUUUGGCAGAUGAAGAAAAGAGACCAAGGUUAACAGAGUUUUUGACUCAUGAACUGGGGCCAGAAGAUAAAGUCAUUGUCUUUGUGGGAAAGAAACUUGUAGCUGAUGACAUUUCAAGCGAACUCAGCCUGGAUGGUGUGCAUUGUCAGUGCAUCCACGGGGACAGGUGA